Molecule: messenger RNA, 2444 nt
Organism: Etheostoma spectabile (orangethroat darter)
Lineage: Eukaryota; Metazoa; Chordata; Actinopteri; Perciformes; Percidae
Gene: plek
Product: pleckstrin
Exons: 9
Coding region: 121-1176 (351 amino acids)
Biological process (GO): actin cytoskeleton organization; intracellular signal transduction
Cellular component (GO): plasma membrane
Source: RefSeq, a predicted model, not a curated record
GAGAGAGAGAGCGAGAGAGAGAGAGAGAGAGAGAGAAAGAGAGAGAUGGGUAAGAUUUUUUCUUAACUGUCACUAAAACAUUGACACAAGUUGCAGCUGACCACAGCAAAGACCAGGGUCAUGGAGCCACAGCAGAUCAGAGAGGGAUACUUGGUAAAGAAGGGUACAUUGCUAAACUCCUGGAAGGCAGUGUGGGUAGUGCUGUCAGAAGAUGGGCUGGAAUUCUAUAAAAAGAAAACCGACCACUCUCCAAAAGGAAUGAUCCCACUAAAGGGCGCCACGCUCAUGAGUCCUUGUCAGGAUUUUGGCAAGAGGACGAUGGUUUUCAAGAUUACCACAGACAAGAAGCAAGAUCACUUCUUCCAAGCCUCACACAUGGAGGAGAGAGAGUGUUGGGUCAAGGACAUCAAGAGAGCCAUUACCUGCCUCGAGGGGGGGAAAAAAUUUGCCAGGAAGUCCACAAGACGCUCUAUUCGCCUGCCUGACACUGUCAACCUGACAGAACUGUACACACUAAUGAAAGACCAAGAUGAUGGAGUGAAAGAGUUAAAACUGGAGCAGGAUAAUCGAGUCUUCAACCACUGCUUCACCGGUGGGACAGUGGUAGACUGGCUGAUUUCAAAGCAGAAAGCGAGAAAUAGGCCUGAAGCUCUAAUGUUAGCAACAGGGCUCCUGAAUGAGGGUUUUCUCCAGCCUGCGAGUGACUUGUCCAAAGAAGGAGCAGAAAGUGGAGAGCAAACAGCCUUCUUAGAUCAGACAAUUGCUCUUUAUUACUUUGCAGACAGUGGGUUCUUCUGUGAAGGCUACUCCAGUGAUGAAGAUACGCUUCUGAAGGAAGAAUUCAGAGGAAACAUCAUAAAACAGGGCUGUUUACUUAAACAGGGACAUAAGAGAAAAAACUGGAAAGUGCGAAAGUUCAUGCUGAGAGAUGACCCUGCUUAUAUGCAUUAUUAUGAUCCUACAAAGGGUGAUGACCCGCUGGGCUCGAUCCAUCUCCGUGGGUCUGUGAUUACAGCUGUGGAGUAUGUGCCUGAUGCCAAAAAAUAUGACAUUGACGGCAACCUCUUUGAGAUCAUCACUUCAGAUGAAACUCACUACUUCCUCCAAGCUGCUACUGCAGAAGAACGAAAGGAGUGGAUCAAAGCAAUACAGGCAGUGUCCAAAAGUGGAAAAUAACAGGAGCAUUGGGACAGCCAUAUGUUGAUCUUAAUAUCUUUUUUGCAAUUUAAUUAAUUACAUGUAAGAGUGUGUCAGCAAAGUAUAGCUGAAUUGUUUUGUAGUGUCAUUCUAGAGUAACUGGCAAGUUGAACUCCUUCAUACACUUUCAAACUAAUUUUUUGAUGUUUUUUGUGCAGAUUGUAACUAGAGAAACUCUUAAAAAAUACAUGCUUUUUGGUCUAAACGUCAAACCCAAAUAAAAAGAGAUGUAGCUCCCAUAUGCUUUGGACCUCUGGAAUGUCUGAUAUCAUUGGAAAGCUAACACUCAAAAUUGUCUGUAACAAGUGUCAGUGUGAUUUUAGGCCUUACUGACACAGAGUUACAGAGGUUAGAAUGGAGGUUAUCUAUUUCCGUCCAAGUCAAGCAUCUGUAAAAUUAUUUUCAUACACUGCUGUAAACCCAUCUGAUUACAGACAACAUAAUACCAUAGUUGCAUGUCCCAGCUUACUACCAAAAAAAACCCAAGAAGCCAAAAGACUCAAAAUUGGAUGUUAUAUGAGUUUAUUUUUACAGAUAUUUCUGUGCGUUUUUCUUAUUUCCUUUUGAAAAGUGCAAAGAAAAAAGCCAAAAAAGUGACAAAUACAAAACUUCGUAAAUAUAAAAACACACCCACAUCAAUCACACACUGUACUUGAAAUAACUAUAUGCAUUCAUACAUAGAAAUGAGUAAUUAUAAAUUGUUCAGGAUGUGAAAUGCAAAGAAUAAGGCCCUAUUUUUGCUUUAACACAGCUAUAGCCAUCACAGGGUCAACAUUUCAUUGUCUAGUAUGGUGUCUAUGGAUUUGUCUUCUUAUGGCUAAACAGGUAGGAGGGUCUUGUAACAUCUGGUUUGAACUGGUCCUCGUAAAUGUUGAUCUCCCGCAUGUGGGUCAAACAUCGCGUCAGCGAUUGGAUUGACAGUGUGAUGAUGACGCUUUAAAUUUAAAAGGCAAUAGGACAGGAAAGAGUGAUUACAAGGAAAUAGUGUGUGUUUACAUGGUUUAGGCUUACUAUUCUGCCCAAUGUGUUUUUUUCAGAUCCCUUUUUUGUUCACUUCUCAAAAGUUUGAGAUUGUUUGAGCUAUUUUAUAAGCACACUAAGUUCCUGUGUGUGAACUAAGUCUGAAUCAUGUUCCGCCUUCACACUUCAACAUCGCUUUGUGGUUUACAGGUCUGCUCCAUCUGCGAGAGAAUUCAUCAGUGGCAAACAUGACACGCUUAAGCUGCAGUAGGCUAUUACUAUGUUUA